AUGUCAAGUCACAGUGCUUCAUGCUCAAGUGACAUUUCAGUCGACCUAACCGAUGCCUUUCGAAGUAUGAUACUGAACAAGCGUUUCGUCUUGUGGGAUGAUUUUGAAAGCGCCUUAAAAGAGUUCCAAAAAGUAUGGAAUUAUAAUUUUAUCGCUUCUCAGACUACAUAUACUCGUUACAUCCACACAGAGAGCAGAUUGCUGAAGGAUGUCAGGUUCAAAUACCUGUUUGUAUCGUUUAAUUGUACGUUUGGUCAUAAGAGGAAAUCGGAAGGUUUGAAAAUUUGUCAUGAUAUAAAU
Molecule: messenger RNA, 300 nt
Organism: Schistosoma bovis
Lineage: Eukaryota; Metazoa; Platyhelminthes; Trematoda; Strigeidida; Schistosomatidae
Source: the annotation of a GenBank genome assembly